UAUACAUAAUUAUUAAUGUUUACCAAACAAUGAUCAAGCAAAGAAAAAUGGGAAAACGUGCUGUUAUAUCUUGCGUGGGAGCGAUCAUAGAGAAAAAUAAAAAAUCUCGUGUCGGUCGAAUGGUAUGCAACCUGUGCGAUCAUUAUAUCAUGGGAAAUCCAUUAUACGUCAUCAUGCUGGGUAUUAUUGGGACCGUGAUAACAACAUUUGAUGUCAUACGUACAAUGAAUUGCAAAGUACCAGUUAGAUGUCCAUCGCGUCCUAAAAGAGAAAACUUGGCACCUUGGGACGUGGAAAGAGACUUGAAAUUAAUGACUUCUAUCCUUGGAAUAGAGCACUAUACACUGAUAAUGCUAGGUGCUAUUACAGAAUACCCGAUGCUAUACACUCCCUGGCUGCUGAUGCAGUUAUGCGUUAUUAUCGUAGAGAUUAUAGUAUUUUUUGUGAGACUCUUUUUAGACGGUUUACACGUAAAACGCGACGAGAUCUUGCCAGCUAUAUUAAUGGUCCAUAACUGGUUGCAAGUGUUUUGCCUGUUCCAUCGACAAGCACGAAAUUCUAUUCAAUGAAAUAAACAGGAUGAAAAUGUUUUUCAAAAGCAAAAUCAAACUUUACGAUUUAUCUUCCUAUUUAUAAAAAAAUAUAUAUAUAUAUUUUAUUCCCUUAUGCGUUAUGCCUUUCGUAAUAAAGCCAUUGAAAAUAAUCUUGUAAAUGAAAUAUCGAUAAACGACAAAUCCUUUCCGUUAACAAAUAAUAAUAUAUAAGAAACAAAAUAAAACAUAAUUGAGACAAUUGAUCCUUUCUUCUUAAAUCAACUCGGACGAGUUCGCGUACUUUUUUUUUUUAUUCUUCAAAGAUUGAAGGACAUUAUUUAAAAAAAAAAAAAAAAAAAAAUUGAUUUUAAUUGCAUUGCUUUUCAUUAAGUAAUACUCUGAUGAAAACUUUGAAGAGAAUUUUUUCGAAAUUACAUUUUGAUAUAUAUGCCAUCUAUGUUUCUUUUUCU
Messenger RNA from Vespula vulgaris, 1003 nucleotides. RefSeq lists its product as uncharacterized. NCBI's taxonomy places the organism in Eukaryota, Metazoa, Arthropoda, Insecta, Hymenoptera, Vespidae. The coding region runs from base 30 to 569 and encodes 179 amino acids. The record is from RefSeq and is a predicted model, not a curated record. The transcript is spliced from 5 exons.